CCACACCCCGUUGUCUAGGAAAUAGACUAGAACAUCAAGUCAUUUCAGAGACCUCUCCUGUCAAGCGGAUACUGAACGGGACUAUAUCAGUUACUCUGUCUCUCCCAUCAUGGAAGCUCUGCUGAAGUGUAUGCAAAAUACCCCUCCCAAAGCCAGUUCUCCGGCGAUGUGGUGGGGUACACUGGGCACUGUGCGACCCUUCCCUAACUUCAACUCAGAGAAGGACGCCCGCGACAUUCAAACUGCCUUGGAGAGCAAAGGCAGUGACGUGAACACUCUGGUGAGAAUCCUGACCAAUCGAAACAAUGCCCAGAGACAGAGCAUCGCAGAGUCCUACCAUAACCUCACACAGAAGGAGUUGUGUCCUGCCCUGAAGAAAGCUCUGUCAGGGGGGCUGGAGCAACUCAUGCUGGGGCUGAUGAUGACCCCCUCUCAGUUUGAUGCCCAUCUCCUCAGACAGACCAUGGAGGGUAUUGGUACAGAUGAAGAGAGUCUAUUGGCAGUGUUGUGUACCAAAUCACCACAGCAGCUUAAAGAUGCCACUAUUGCCUACAAACAGGAGUUUGGACGUUACUUGGAGAAUGAUCUUAUCAGUGAGACUAGUAAAGACUUCACUAAGCUGGUACUGGCCAUACUCAAGAAGGAGGAACUGAAUUCAAAGGAGAUUGUUGAUUAUCAACUCAUUGACCAGGAUGUUAAGGCUCUGAAUGAUGCAGUGAAUGGUAAGAAAAAGGACCCAGCCCCCUGGAUUCAGGUGUUAACCACCAGAGACUCAAACCAUCUCAACAGAGUGCUAUCCAGGUUGGAGGAUCUGAGAGGGGAGACUGUGGAUAAAACAGUACAGAGUCACUUCUCUGGGGACCUGAGGCUUGGCUUCCGCACUCUGGUUGGCUCCAUCCCAAGUAUUCCUUUUUUCCUGGCCCAGCGGCUACACAGCAACAUUAAGAAAGGCAGUGUAGUGCAGGGGAUUCUUAUCAGCCACAGUGAAGAGGACCUCCUCUGUGUGAGAAUCGAGUAUCGCAGACUGACCAACACUUCACUCUACUCUACGUUACAGAAAGAAUACAAAGGGGAGAUGCAGCAGGCUCUCCUAGCCUUGUGUCGAUCUGAAGACCUCUAAAGGAAGAAUACCUUUUAACCUACACACAGUACAUAUUAUUUCAGUUGUUGUAACCUAAUAACUGGUAUUAUGUCACUCCAUUAAACAAUUUACAUGUCUUUGA
This is a messenger RNA of Coregonus clupeaformis (lake whitefish), 1223 nucleotides long. RefSeq names its product annexin A2-like. NCBI's taxonomy places the organism in Eukaryota, Metazoa, Chordata, Actinopteri, Salmoniformes, Salmonidae. The transcript is spliced from 13 exons. Gene Ontology annotation, molecular function: calcium ion binding; calcium-dependent phospholipid binding. Bases 110 to 1120 code for a protein of 336 amino acids. The record is from RefSeq and is a predicted model, not a curated record. Gene Ontology annotation, cellular component: cytoplasm.